GAAGAAGAAGAGGCGUUGCGUUCGGAGAGAAGAGAGAGACUGAAGAAAGAGAGACGGAGGACGGGAAAGUAGAAGAGAGGAGGGAAUAGUAAAGAAUUCAGAAAUAUACUUUUUUUUUUGUCUACGUAAGGUUAGGUUUUCCGUAGAUGAAGGAAAAGUCAGCCGCUUUUACGUUGCAACAACACGAGGACAGAGGAGAGACGGCACGGAAGAUAUUCUCUUUGUACUUAAAAUAAGUGUAGUACUGCUGGUUUGUAGGCUAUCCUAAACCUUUAUACGCUGUAUUCUAAUACUGUAAAUAACCAAUUAUAUAGCCUUUAAAAAAAAUAUAUAUGUAUUUUUAGGUCAAUUUGGAAACCACGAAGUGAACCAAAUGCCGUGCUCUUUUUUUGCAAGAAGGCAACAAUAGCAGUAAUAUACUUGAAAUUUCUAGCUUCUCCUUAUGAGAAUCACGGCUGUUUAGCAACCACCAACACCGCGACGAACAAUACAAAACAACGCGUCUGAAAUUCGCACUACCACCAGAACUUUCAGGAUUUUCUUCAGCGGACCGACCAUGGCUGCGGUUACCAGCCCAGAGACGAGCCCUCAACCCCGUGUAUAUUUCCAGACGGUAGCCGCCGGUUCAACCGAAGAACCGGAGAUACCUGUUCGGAAGCAAGGGCGAGUAACCGUCAAAUAUGACCGGAAAGAACUAAGAAAGAGACUAAAUCUGGAGGAAUGGAUAAUCGACCAGCUAACGGUUCUUUACAACUGUGAGGAGGAGGCCAUACCAGAGUUGGAGAUAGAUGUGGACGAGCUGCUGGACAUGCCUAGUGAUGACGACAGAGGAGCCAGAGUUAAAGAUCUCCUGGUAGACUGUUACAAACCUACUGAGGACUUUGUGUCUGAUCUACUGGAUAAGAUACGUGGCAUGCAGAAACUCACCACCCCCCAGAAGAAAUAACCUCAACCCUGAGUCACCCCUCCUCCUGCCUCCCGCCUCCCUCACUCACUCCAACCUCACCCCACAGAAGAAAUAGGAGCUUGGCUUCCUCAGAGAUGGAGGAGGAAGAGGGAGGAGGAGAGGAGAGAAGGAGCAGAGGAGUAAGAUAGGUGAUUGAAGCAGCCAAUCAGAUCUAAGCAGGGUGUAUGAUGUCAUGUCCUGUGAUUU
Molecule: messenger RNA, 1153 nt
Organism: Salvelinus fontinalis (brook trout)
Lineage: Eukaryota; Metazoa; Chordata; Actinopteri; Salmoniformes; Salmonidae
Product: protein phosphatase 1 regulatory subunit 14B-like
Exons: 3
Coding region: 557-946 (129 amino acids)
Biological process (GO): innate immune response; regulation of phosphorylation
Cellular component (GO): cytoplasm
Molecular function (GO): protein serine/threonine phosphatase inhibitor activity
Source: RefSeq, a predicted model, not a curated record